Messenger RNA from Nymphaea colorata (pocket water lily), 768 nucleotides. Its product is annotated as probable E3 ubiquitin-protein ligase RHC2A. Gene Ontology annotation, biological process: protein ubiquitination. Lineage: Eukaryota; Viridiplantae; Streptophyta; Magnoliopsida; Nymphaeales; Nymphaeaceae. The coding region runs from base 1 to 768 and encodes 255 amino acids. Gene Ontology annotation, cellular component: cytoplasm. Gene Ontology annotation, molecular function: ubiquitin protein ligase activity. The record is from RefSeq and is a predicted model, not a curated record. The transcript has a single exon.
AUGGGAUCGCUGGAACCAAGAUCUGAGGAGCAUGGGACGGCUUCAGGAACGGUGCAUUUGAAAUUCCAAACGAUGAUCCUUUUCCAAACCAGAGGAGCUGAAGGUGGUCGUCAAGAAGGACGUUCAACGGAGACGCCGGCGCAUCUUCGUCUUCUCAACUUGUUCAGAAGCUCCGUCGUCGUGGAUCGGAGCAGCUUACAGACCCGAGAGGACGUGGCGCAGCACGUCGUGCGACACUUCUCCGAUGUCCGGUGCGAGCGGCUGGUCGGGUGGGUCGGCCAUGUUUUAGGAGAGCUGUGGGACUUCAUCCAGCCGGGAGAUCGCCGGACGGUGGUGGGACCCGACGAGUCUCUGGUGGUAGUGUCGACUACCACCUUGACUUAUCAGGCGCUCAGGGACGAGGAGUGGGGGGUUGCCGGCGCCGAUGAUAUGACUGACGCUUUGGAGGAGCAGUUGGUGGAGUUUUUUCUCGCGGAGACAGAGGAUUUGGCUGCCGGCGAUUCUCUGUUUGCUUAUGAGCCGCCGCCGGCUCCUGCAUCAAAGGCUUCGGUGGAUGCCUUGGAGAGGAAGAAGGUCGACGACCAGGAGGAGGAGAUUUCUGAGCAGAAGAUGUGCGUGGUUUGCCAGGAUGAAGUUGGCAGAGGAGACUGCUUAGCUAAGAUGCCUUGCUCCCACGAGUUUCAUGAAGGCUGCAUCUUGGCAUGGCUUAAACGAGCGCAUUCUUGCCCAGUCUGUCGCUUAGAGCUGCCCGUUGACGAUGACUCGUGA